UGGUGUAAAUUAGAAACCAUACUUCAGCAGGAAUGCUCGGCCGAUAUGGCAGACGAAUCAUAAUAUCGUUCUUUCCCGCCAAAUACUUGAGUUUAACACGUUUACUAAGGAUUAACAGAUACUCUAGCUGCAUACAUAGGUUGGUAAACAUGGAGUGUUUUCUGCAUUCUUGUGAAAAUACCCAUCCACCCAUUUCUUUACCCGACGGUGAGAAGGUCAUUGUCGGUAGAAGCAGGGAGACCCAAGUCGCCGACAAGAAGUGUUCCAAAACCCAAGUGAAAAUGACAGCAAACUAUAUGAAGAAAGAGGUUCUUAUUGAACAGGUUGGCAACAACCCAAGCACUGUGAAUAAUAAAAACCUUCAGAAAGGAGAAUCUGCUGUGCUAAGGCCUAGUGAAAUGUUUGGUUUGUUGCAUACAAACUAUUUGCAUUAUAUCACUUUCACAACAUCCGGUCAACCAUCCACACCUAUAGCUGAUGAAUGGUCAUCACAGGAGAAAAAGGACUCUCUCAGUUCUCCAAGCAAAAAGAUAGACAGAAAAAGGGAUGUUGAUCAAGAAAACACAGAGACAAAAGGAUUAGAGUUGAACAAAGUUAAACAGAUUAAAGACAGUGAGAAAUGCUUGGAAGCUAUUGACUAUGACUCUCUCAGUUCUCCAAGCAAAAAGAUAGGAAAUAAAAGGAAAAUUGAUCAAGAGAACACAGAUACAAAACGAUCUAAAUUGAACAUAGGUGAACUGAUUCAAGGCAGUAAGAGGAGCUUGGAAGAUAUUGACUAUGAUGAAGUAAAGAAAGAGUUUGGUGAGGAAAUGGUAGAAGAAUUGAAGUCUAAACAUAAGAAGAUUGAAGAUCUUGGCUGUUCUUCUGGUGUUGACAGUGCAUUGAAUCUAAACGGUGACAGUCAGCAGAAUUUUGCCAAUCCUAGUAAUGCUUCGGAAUGGAGUGAAAUUCCAGGAGAGUUGCUGGUGUUCACAUCCAAAGGUGUUGAGGGAAGAAAAAAGAUUGCAGGUUUUGAUCUCGAUGGUACAAUAAUCACCACAAAAUCUGGCAAAGUAUUCCCCACCAACACUGCAGACUGGACGAUUCUUUUUCCUCAAAUCCCUGGAAAGCUGAAACAGUUAUGGAGAGAUGGUUAUAAGAUUGUCUUUUUCACCAAUCAGAAUGGUAUAGCUAAGAAAAAAGUCAGUGUACCAGACUUCAAGGUGAAAAUUCAGCGCAUUUUGGAUUUGCUUGGCGUACCAACACAGGUGCUAAUAUCUCCAGGGACUGGUCAUUAUCGAAAGCCUUGCACGGGAAUGUGGAAAUAUCUUCUUGAAAAAGCAAACCAGUCAGUUCCUGUCAACAAAGAAGAAUGCAUGUAUAUUGGAGAUGCUGCUGGCCGUCCUGUAAACUGGGAGCCAAAGAAAAAGAAAGACUUUUCAUGUAGCGAUCGAACUUUCGCUGCGAAAAUCGACAUAAAAUUCUACACACCCGAAGAGUUCUUUUUGGGCAAAAAACCUGCUCCCUUCAACUGGCCCGUAUUUAAUCCGCGAAAACUACUUGAUGGCAAUAGACCUCUGUUUACACCGACUUCGUCAAAUCUAACAUCGAAUACCCCAGAGCUGAUUGUGAUGGUUGGGUCCCCAGGAUCCGGUAAGACGACUUUUGCAAAGGAAUACCUCGUUCCCAAAGGUUACACACGCAUUAACAGGGACACUUUGGGCACAUGGCAGAAGUGCGUGUCUGCGUGUCGCGCAGCCCUGUCACAGGGAAAACACGUGGUGGUCGACAACACUAACCCUGACCAGGAGUCCAGAAAAAGGUAUAUCGAGUGCGCAAAGCACGCUAAAGUUCCUGUUCGUUGCUUUGUUAUGGACAUUUCCCUGGAGCACGCCAAACACAACAAUGCCGUGCGAGAGAUGACAAACACCGACAGUUCGUACAAACAUGUCGGGUUCAUGGCGUUCAACAGUUACAAAUCUAGCUACAAAGAGCCCUCGGUCAGUGAAGGAUUCGACGAGAUCUUGAAGAUCCACUUCAAAGCUGUGUUCAAAAACCAAGAGACUAGGGAUCUGUAUAUGCAGUCCUUACAUACCUAGGGAGAUCUAAAUGAUCAGAUGAUCGGAAUCUUGUUGUAUUUGAACGCGAAAAAGUGGGUUUUGGCAGGCCGUCUCGAAGCUUUCUGGAACGUAGGCUAAGUUCACACGUCGUAUUAUCCAUGAGCCGUAUUCAAUGCAAA
Nematostella vectensis (starlet sea anemone) is the source of this 2218-nucleotide messenger RNA. Its product is annotated as bifunctional polynucleotide phosphatase/kinase. The transcript has 17 exons. The coding region runs from base 33 to 2078 and encodes 681 amino acids. The record is from RefSeq and is a predicted model, not a curated record. Gene Ontology annotation, molecular function: polynucleotide 3'-phosphatase activity; ATP-dependent polydeoxyribonucleotide 5'-hydroxyl-kinase activity; protein binding. Gene Ontology annotation, biological process: DNA repair. NCBI's taxonomy places the organism in Eukaryota, Metazoa, Cnidaria, Anthozoa, Actiniaria, Edwardsiidae.